UUUUAGUACAAGGUAAAGUACUGAGUAAUAAUGCAAACCUAGACCAGAAUUAAGGAAUCGUCACGUAUUGCAAUGUUUGCCUCAGAUUUUCUUUUAAGAAAUAAACUAGAAGCCAGGUGUGGUGGUUCAUGCCUGUCAUCUCAGCACUUUGGGAAACUGAGGCAGGAGGACUCCCAUGAGCCCAGGAGUUCAAGACCAGACUGGGGAAUACAGCAAAACCCCCGUCUCUACAAAAAUAAAACAAUUAUCUGGGUGAGGUGCCAUAUGCCUGUAGUCCCAGCUACUCAGAAGGCUGAGGUAGGAGGACUGCUUGAGCCCAGGAGUUGGAGACCAGCCUGGAUAAUAUGGCAAGGUACUAUCUCCAUAAAAAUUAAAAUAAUAAAAUUUCUGUUAGUCGAGCAACACGGAGGAAACCGGAGUGAACCGAGAGCUUAGUGACCAACAUGAGCCUCUUCAACAAGCGCAAGAGUCAGAUGACCCCAGAGGAGCUGCAGAAGCGAGAGGAGGAGGAAUUUAACACGGGUCCACUCUCUGUGCUCACUCAUUCUGUCAAGAACAACACCCAAGUGCUCAUCAACUGCUGCAGCAAUGAGAAACUCCUGGGCCGCGUGAAAGCCUUUCACAGGCACUGCAACACGGUGCUGGAGAACGUGAAGGAGAUGUGGACAGAGGUACCCAAGAGCGGCCAGGGCAAGAAGAAGGCCAAGCCAGUCAACAAACACCGCUACAUCUCCAAGAUAUUCCUGCCUGGGGACUCAGUCAUCGUGGUCCUGAGGAAUCUGCUUAUCGCCGGCAAGUAGGAGCCACCUAUGCCUAUCAGUCAACAGAACUCACUCCCCUGUCCUACAGAGAUCGCUGCUGCUGGUGUUGAGAAUAAUAAAGCUCUGUGUUUUUCUCUAGUGGUUAAAAAAAAAAAAAAAAUUCUGUUAGUCUGCACUAUCAUCUAGAUGUUUAUG
Messenger RNA from Callithrix jacchus (white-tufted-ear marmoset), 956 nucleotides. The record is from RefSeq and is a predicted model, not a curated record. NCBI's taxonomy places the organism in Eukaryota, Metazoa, Chordata, Mammalia, Primates, Cebidae.